AUGAUCCCCCUUGCUCUUCUGGAGCUCUUCUUUCCUGGAGAGUCGCAGGAUGAGGGGCUGCAGCAGUUUGUUGCGCUGUGGCUGGACUUCUUCUGUCGAAAUGCUGAUGAAGUACUCCCAGUCGUGGGGUGUCUGGUGUCUGUUCACGGCGCCGUUGUCCGGGUGUAUUCGCCGCAGCCUCUGGUGCAGCAGUUAGCAUUUGAAUGCGCCAAAUGCGGCGCAAAGAUACACAAAGUACUCCAAGACGGACGACUGCAGGAGGUGGUGUCUCCUAGUGGGGAGACAGCAGCAGAGGGCCCUCUCGAAGACCUCCCCCAAGCCUCCACAGGGGGCCUAUCAGGCUUUCUCGUGGGGACAUGCAGCCCUGGAGACCGCAUUUGUUUAACAGGGAUAGUGCAUGCACGUCAGUCUCCUGCGGUGUCUGCGCACCUCGCGGGGCCCCACGCUGCUCAGGCAACGGUGGCUCGCCGCCCGCUGCUCUGGGAAGACUUUGCUGCUGCAGCAGCAGCAGCAGCAGAGGAAGAUGAAGAAGCAGACCUGACGAUUGAGCAUUGUUCUGGUGCUGCUGCAGCAGCAGAAGGGGGUCACGGAGGGCAGGAGACCGAUGCAGUCGUAGCAGCAGCAGCAGCAGCAGCAGCAGCAGCAGGCAGCCGUGUGCUGCAGUUCAUUGCAGAUGUAUAUACACUGGUAAGCAGACGCUUCGACCUCCUCGUCGCCUCCUUUGCUCCUUCUAUCGUAGGAAGGCAUAUCGUUAAAGCAGGCCUGGUGCUUGCAUUGCUUGGAGGCGUUCCUGUCCCUUCGUGGCAGCAGCAGCAGCAGCAGCAGCAGCAGGGGCUGAGAUGUAGAGGUUCAAUUCACGUGCUGCUGAUUGGAGACGCGGGUGUGGGGAAGAGCAGGUUGCUGCAGGCAGCAGCAGCAGCAGCGAACAGCAGCAGCAGCAGCAGCAGCAGCAGCAUGCGCGGCACUAUGCGCAGCAUCUUUGUCUGUGGAAAUGCUGCUUCUGCUGCUGGCCUCACUGCAGCAGCAAUGCGAGAGGCAGGCACAGGCGAGUUGGUGAUUGAAGCUGGUGCUUUAGUGCUGGCAGACGGAGGGGUGUGCUGCAUUGAUGAGCUUGAUAAGUUUUCUGCUGCUUCAGCAGCAACAGGAGACUGUGCGUCUCUUAUUGAAGCAAUGGAGCAGCAAACUGUCUCCAUUUCAAAGGCCUCCUGCUGCUGCUGUCUCCCCGCAAGAACAACUGUCUUGGCUGCUGCUAACCCUAAAGGCGGCAGACUCGACCCCCGUAAAUCAUUUGUAGAGAAUUUGAAUUUGUCUGCACCCGUCUUAUCUCGAUUUGAUUUAAUAUUUUUUCUGGCGGACAAACAAACUGCAGCAGCAGACGCACAACUUGCUGCGCAUAUCCUUGCCUCCCGAAACACCAAGCAGCAGCAGCAGCAGCAGCAGCAGCAACCAGCAGCAGCAGCAGCAGCAGCGGGAGGGGGAGGAUUUGCUGCUGCUGAUGCUGCUGCUAGGGAGGGCUCUUCUUCAAGCGUCAGCUCGUGUCUGGAGGAGAGACUCAUUGCAGCGGAGUCUGCUGAUUUGCUGCCGCUAUCUCUAGUGCAAGACUUCAUUUGUUACGCUAGGGAGCACGUACACCCGAAGCUGUCUCCGGAAGCAGCAGCAGUUAUUAAGACCUACUUCUUCACGCUGCGGCAGCAGCAGCAGCAGCAACAGCAACAGCAGCAGCAGGGAUUGCGAGUCGCAACACGGCAGCUCGAGUCUUUAAUCCGCCUCUGUCAGGACGCUCUCAAGUGCGCGAGGAUGCUGGUGAGGCAGGCGGAGGCUUCUGUGUCUCCAGAAGCUGUUGUUGCUGCAGCAAACGAAGUAGGUUUGCUGCUAAAGAGAAAUGAUAUGUGGGUGCUUGAUAGGGCUCUCCUCGCCAACAUAUAA
This is a messenger RNA of Eimeria acervulina, 1926 nucleotides long. Its product is annotated as DNA replication licensing factor, putative. The transcript is spliced from 12 exons. The coding region runs from base 1 to 1926 and encodes 641 amino acids. Lineage: Eukaryota; Apicomplexa; Conoidasida; Eucoccidiorida; Eimeriidae. Gene Ontology annotation, cellular component: nucleus; MCM complex. Gene Ontology annotation, molecular function: single-stranded DNA binding; ATP binding; ATP hydrolysis activity. Gene Ontology annotation, biological process: DNA replication. The record is from RefSeq and is a predicted model, not a curated record.